Messenger RNA from Stomoxys calcitrans (stable fly), 1166 nucleotides. Its product is annotated as epimerase family protein SDR39U1. The coding region runs from base 77 to 973 and encodes 298 amino acids. The record is from RefSeq and is a predicted model, not a curated record. NCBI's taxonomy places the organism in Eukaryota, Metazoa, Arthropoda, Insecta, Diptera, Muscidae. The transcript is spliced from 4 exons.
ACAUUGUUUUUGUUUACAGUUUUGUAAAUAGACCUAGAGCGAAAAUAAUACAUUUACGUAAACCCAAACCGGGACAAUGACCAGACACGCACUUAUAGGCGGAGGAACUGGUUUCGUUGGAACUCGUUUGGUCAAUCAUCUUACAAGCCAAGGAUAUGAUGUUACCGUAGUGUCGCGAAUGCCUGGCCUAAAGCGCAUAACAUGGCAUCAGUUGGAAAAAGACGGCAUACCCAAAGGUGUUACAUCUGUAGUUAAUUUGGCUGGGCAGAAUGUUUUAGAUCCAUCCAGAAGGUGGACUGCUGGUUUUAAACAAAACGUUUGGAAUUCUCGCGUCAACUCUGCUUCCUCAUUGGUUAAAGCCAUAGAAAAAUCGGGAGGAGUCGAUGCUUUUGUUAAUAUAUCCGGAGUUUCACAUUACCCUGCCAACGAUAACAAAGUUUACACAGAGAAUGAUAAAGUUGAAGGAUUUGACUUUAUGUCUCGCCUAUGCCUCGAAUGGGAAAAGGCUGCAACUUUACCCGAUAAUUCAACAGCCAGAGGAAUAAAGCUCAGGACUGGAGUGGUAGUGGGCCGUGAAGGUGGCAUGAUUCAAUCUAUUUGGAUGCCAUUUAACUUAGGUUUAGGAGGUCCCAUGGGCACCGGUAAACAAAUCUUGCCUUGGAUCCAUUUGGAGGACCUUUGUCGCCUUAUUCAGCAUUGUCUAGAAUCCAAAAAUUGUCGAGGUGUAUUGAAUGCUGUAGCUCCCGAUAUAGUUACUAAUGGGGAGUUCUCUAAGAUAUUUGCUUCGGCUUUAAGACGUCCUUGCCUUUUUCCUGUGCCAGAAUUUGUAGUUGAUCUAAUGUUUGGAAAAGAUAGAUCAGCUUUAUUAUUGAACGGUGCUAAAAUUGAGCCCAAGCGCACUUUAGAAACUGGUUUCAACUUUAAAUAUCCUACUGCUAAAGUUGCCUGCCAAGAAGUGGUUCAGAAGAAAUAAUGUUUAAAAGCUAUAGUUUUUAAGCGAUAGAACCACGUGUUGCUCUAAUGAGUUUUGUUUUGUGAUUUAAUAACUUGAUAGGCAUACAAUUUUGGUAUUAAUUUAUUUAAUUAUUUACAAGUCGAACGCAAUAUUACAAAGAUUUAAGCGUAUUUAUAAGAAAUAAAUGCAACUGAAUUUAAACAAAAUUAAA